Panthera uncia (snow leopard) is the source of this 4080-nucleotide messenger RNA. RefSeq names its product SPT7 like, STAGA complex subunit gamma (gene SUPT7L). Gene Ontology annotation, molecular function: transcription coactivator activity; protein heterodimerization activity. Gene Ontology annotation, cellular component: SAGA complex. The coding region runs from base 634 to 1872 and encodes 412 amino acids. The record is from RefSeq and is a predicted model, not a curated record. The transcript has 6 exons. Lineage: Eukaryota; Metazoa; Chordata; Mammalia; Carnivora; Felidae.
UUGCAACCGGAUAGUAAUGACUUCCUGUGGCACAGCCAGAUUGAGCAGAAGCGCUUCCGGCAGCCUGGGACCACUAAUCCAAAAGCCAGUCUUCCGGGCCUGGCGCGACCCUCGCCUCGGGCCUUUCCGAGUCGUAUAGUCGCGCAGCCCAGCUCCUGCGAAGCGGCAGUGAAUAGUGCCUCCGUCCAGGUCCAGACCUCCUCGUCUCCCGGCUGCUCCGGGCAUCAGGAGACCCCAGGAUCCUAUGAUUGGCGCCUGUGCCUGCUGACCGUGACCGAGGAGCCCCGAGGGACCUGGACGUUCCUUGAGCUUGGUGCCUGUUCUUCGUCCUCUUUUCGGUCGGGGAUCUGGCAGUGGUCUUUGUCUUCUUCCAUAAUGCGUGGCAUUUGGUAAACAUUUGUUCAACUUGAAGAGACAUAUGGGCAAUGAAUCUGGAAAGGGAGAACGUCUUUGGUCCUACAGCGUUGCUGACACUGACAUAUUCUAAGUCGUGUUGAACAGCCUACUUUUUAUGUCAAUAACUGGCCAGACUUCAUAUUUUUCUACUACAGAAGCCUAUAAGAGAUUUAAGAUUUAAGAACACUGCUUUCGGUUAUCACUACAUUUAACGUGAAAGUUCUUUCUUAUUCCAAAAUGUUGAGAUACUGGGGAGAGAUACCAAUCUCAUCAAGCCAGACCAACAGGAGUUCCUUUGAUUUGCUCCCACGGGAGUUCCGUCUUGUGGAAGUCCAUGACCCACCCCUGCAUCAACCCUCAGCCAAUAAGCCCAAGCCCCCCACUAUGCUGGACAUCCCGUCAGAGCCAUGCAGCCUCACCAUCCAUACCAUUCAGCUGAUCCAGCACAACCGACGUCUGCGCAACCUCAUUGCCACAGCUCAGACCCAGAGUCAGCAGCAGACAGAAGGUGUAAAGACUGAAGAGAAUGAACCUCUUCCCUCUUGCCCUGGGUCACCUCCUCUUCCUGAUGACCUCCUGCCUUUAGACUGUAAGAAUCCCAAUGCACCAUUCCAGAUUCGGCACAGUGAUCCAGAGAGUGACUUUUAUCGUGGGAAGGGGGAACCUGUGACGGAACUCAGCUGGCACUCCUGUCGGCAGCUCCUUUACCAGGCAGUGGCCACAAUCCUGGCCCACGCAGGCUUUGAGUGUGCUAAUGAAAGUGUCCUGGAGACCCUCACUGAUGUGGCACACGAGUACUGCCUUAAAUUCACCAAGUUGCUGCGCUUCGCUGUGGAUCGGGAGGCCCGGCUGGGGCAGACUCCUUUCCCUGACGUUAUGGAGCAAGUAUUCCAUGAAGUGGGCAUUGGCAGCGUGCUCUCCCUCCAGAAGUUCUGGCAGCACCGCAUCAAGGACUAUCACAGUUACAUGCUACAGAUUAGUAAGCAACUAUCUGAGGAGUAUGAAAGGAUUGUCAAUCCUGAGAAGGCCACAGAGGACACUAAACCUGUAAAGAUCAAGGAAGAACCUGUAAGUGACAUCACCUUCCCCGUCAGUGAGGAGCUGGAGGCUGACCUUACUUCUGGAGACCAGUCACUGCCCAUGGGAGUCCUCGGGGCUCAGAGUGAGCGCUUCCCAUCUAACCUGGAGGUCGAGGCUUCGCCACAGGCUUCAAGCACGGAGGUAAAUGCUUCCCCUCUUUGGAAUCUGGCCCAUGUGAAAAUGGAACCUCAAGAGAGUGAAGAAGGCAACGUCUCUGGGCAUGGUGUGCUGGGCAGUGAUGUCUUCGAGGAGCCCAUGUCCGGGAUGAGUGAAGCUGGAAUCCCCCAGAGCCCCGAUGACUCAGACAGCAGCUAUGGUUCCCACUCCACUGAUAGCCUCAUGGGGUCCUCCCCUGUUUUCAACCAGCGUUGCAAGAAGAGGAUGAGGAAAAUAUAAAAGGAAAAGGGGAGAUGUUCUGUCCAGAUCCAGAAGACCCAACAGAAAACCUUGAUGUAUUCAAAUAUUUCCAUAAAAGGUGAUUUGACUCUUACUCUCAACCACAGAGCAAUUUCUGGAUUUCAGUGGAGAUGGAUUUAACAAAACAAGUUUGCAUUUUACUUUUACAUCCAGUUUUGUAGUUUUCCACAACGAAGCCAUCUUUUACAGACCGUUCAUGACACUGGGAUGAUAAUCAGGAGACAGAGCACUGUCCCGGUCAUCCUUACCAUUGCACAGCUAAGAAGUACAUACUGGUUGGCCCUGUACUGCACGGAUAUUGUACAGAUUGAGAUUGUUAUCAGACCUCCAAGCUGUGCUUGCAAAGACUCACAAGUAAAUAUAUGCUGAUAUAUCAGUUUUUUCACUGAACUUGCUUCACUUUGGGGUCGAAUCACUGGGAACCCGGUACUAAAACCUAACAGAAAAUAGCUAAUCCCCUUUUUAGUGGUCUUUUUUGAACAGUUUUUGCUGCCCAUGAGGUCUUCUGAACCCAGGGGUGUGUGGUGCUUCUUUGGCAGCCGUGUUUCAUCCACAUCGCUUUUUUUUUUUUCCUUUAGGGAAAAAAAAAAUUUUUAACAUUUAUUUAUUAUUGAGAGACAGAGAAAGAUAGAGCAUGAGUAUGGAAGGGGCAGAGAGAGGGAGAGACACAGAAUCCGAAGCAGGCUCCAGGCUCCAAGCUGUCAGCACAGAGCCCAACACAGGGCUCGAACUCACAAACCACAAGAUCAUGACCCAACCCAAAGCCAGAUGCUCAACCGACUGAGCCACCCAGGUACCCCUCCUUUUUCCUUUUAAUCUCUGCCCCCAAAAUGGGGCUCGAACUCACGACCCCAAGAUCACGGGUCACAUGCUCUACCAAAAGCAGGCACCCUUCUCCUUCUUUAGACUUACUCCAUCUACCCUCAUCCUUUUUUUGUCAUUUUCUCAUUUCCAUGCAGCUUUUAAAAAUAUUUCACCAUGUACUUUUCAGUUGUUUUCUUAUCUUUAUUGGGAAUGAAGUAAACAUGACCUGUCCAAGGACAGACUUGCACGGAUUCCAUUUGUUGCAUCUACUUGGCCAUCAGAGGACAGCAGUCCUUCCUUUGCCAGAAUUCCACAUCUGCAUUGUGUUGCUACUGGACGGGCAGCCUCCAAAAUAACAAUAGUAUACACAUCUUUCUCCUUUACAUCAUGUCCUCAACUUUACAUUAUUACUCACCCAUCAUAGUGUUGCCCUGCCUGGCAUCUAAAAGUCUCAGUAUUUAUUAAGUGAAUGAUUACCACUGGAAUAAUUAGGAGUAAUUGGCAAAUGUGUGGUUUUUGCCUUGGUAAUGGGUGCUGGUAUGUUAAAUUCUGCUGAAAUUUGUUUUUUGGGUACAGUCUUUUGAAAUUUACCACAUUCUUUUAAUAGGGACCAAAAUCAAGGCAUGGCUUUAAUUAGUACAUUAUUGAAUGCCUUAAAUGUCCCAGGUGCUGAGAAUAAAAACGAAUGCAACAGCAGUAAAAUGAGGUUAUAAACUAUCAGGUAACUUACAAAUUUGCUAACUGUACAACCCUUAGCAUGCUUAUCUAAACUCCUAUUCCAGACUCAGUUACCUUCACUUUCCCCUAUUUAUGAAAGUAGACAUCAAGCAGUUUCCAUAAAGUAGCCAUCUAGUAUUUAAUCCAUUCAAUUAGCAAGCAUUUAUUGAGCAACUGUUAUGUACUGGUUCCUGUGCAAGAGAUACAGAGAUGAGUAAGACUGUGUCCCUGUCCUUAUGGAGCUUUCAGACGAGUUAUUUUUUAAAGAAGUACUCAAAGGCACUAAGCAGAAAAACCAAAUAUAUUCAGUUUGCUUUGUAAAUGUUUUCCUCUUGAACAGGUUCAAAAAAUUUUUUUAACAUUUUAUUUUUUACAUUCAUCAUGCCACGAAUUCAUAGGGAAUGGGCUCCAGCAGCUCAUGCUUCUUUCCAUUGGUUCAAAGUGUACUUCUCUUGGGGCGCCUGGGUGGCGCAGUCGGUUAAGCGUCCGACUUCAGCCAGGUCACGAUCUCGCGGUCCGUGAGUUCGAGCCCCGCGUCAGGCUCUGGGCUGAUGGCUCGGAGCCUGGAGCCUGUUUCCGAUUCUGUGUCUCCCUCUCUCUCUGCCCCUCUCCCGUUCAUGCUCUGUCUCUCUCUGUCCCAAAAAUAAAUAAAAAACGUUGAAAAAA